CUCAGCUUCCUCUCUCACAAGCAUAAAAACAAAAGUAGCGUCUCCAAAACGCGGUUUUCAAUCUCUGCGUUUUCCGCCGAUGGCUCUUCAAGCCACUAGUACGUUCUGCUUCUCCGGUCCAACUUUCCGAUCAACUCCAAACUCAUUCACUUCAAAACGCCGAAUCUCCAUCAAAGCUACUUCUUCUUCUUCAAGACUCUCAAAUUCAAGAUCUAAUCUCAAAGGAAGAGCAUUGUCUAGUGAUGGUUCAUCAACACAAGAGUCUCCUUAUAUAGUCUGUUUUGGAGAAAUGUUAAUCGAUUUCGUACCGACAACUAGCGGACUUUCAUUAGCCGAUGCACCGGCUUUUAAAAAAGCUCCAGGUGGUGCACCUGCUAAUGUAGCUGUUGGUAUUGCUCGUCUUGGUGGUUCUUCAGCUUUCAUUGGAAAGGUUGGUGAAGAUGAGUUUGGUUAUAUGCUUGCGAAUAUUUUGAAAGAUAAUAAUGUGAACAAUGAAGGUAUGAGGUUUGAUCCUGGAGCUAGAACUGCUUUAGCUUUUGUUACUUUGACUAGUGAAGGUGAAAGGGAGUUUAUGUUUUAUCGAAACCCGAGUGCUGAUAUGUUGUUAGAAGAGUCUGAGCUUGAUUUUGAUUUGAUCAAAAAGGCGAAGAUAUUCCAUUAUGGUUCGAUAAGUCUUAUCACAGAACCGUGCAAGUCUGCUCAUAUAGCUGCAGCAAAGGCUGCUAAGGAGGCUGGUGUUCUUCUUUCCUAUGAUCCUAACCUUAGGCUCCCGUUGUGGCCUUCUGCAGACAAUGCUAGGGAAGAGAUUCUGAGCAUUUGGGAGACUGCUGAUAUCAUAAAGAUAAGCGAAGAGGAGAUCGUCUUUUUAACGAAAGGAGAAGAUCCGUAUGAUGAUAAUGUUGUCCGCAAGUUGUUCCAUCCUAAGCUGAAACUACUCCUUGUCACUGAGGGCCCUGAAGGCUGUCGGUACUACACCAAGGAUUUUACUGGGAGAGUGCAUGGAUUGAAGGUGGAUGUAGUGGACACAACAGGUGCUGGCGAUGCAUUUGUUGCGGGAAUACUUUCGCAACUAGCCAAUGAUCUUUCCUUGCUUCAGGACGAAGAGCGACUCAGAGAGGCUCUUAUGUUUGCGAAUGCUUGCGGGGCCUUAACCGUUAAAGUGAGAGGCGCAAUUCCAGCCCUUCCCACCAAAGAAGCUGUACAUGAGGCUCUGCUCAAAGCGGUCGUUUAACAUUCAAUAACACCACCAAUAUGAGAAACACUUUGUACGCCAGCAGAUUUUACAAGUCUGCAUUUUGUUGUUGUAAAAUUGUUGUAUAAUGUACUCAACUUUGUUUGUAUUCUAGUAGCUGUAGAGAUUUAAGCCUUUGAUAAUAUUGUUGAGCCAAGCACUUGAAUCCAUCUUUUGAUCUUUGUAAUUUCUCGAUUUGCAUCGAAGUGAACAAUAGCCAAAGUAACGCAAACUGUAAGCCAAAUUCCAUUUAUCAGAUAAAGAAUUACAUAUCUCUGUAAUGAACAUAUUUUUUGUCU
Messenger RNA from Arabidopsis arenosa, 1530 nucleotides. The record is from the annotation of a GenBank genome assembly. Lineage: Eukaryota; Viridiplantae; Streptophyta; Magnoliopsida; Brassicales; Brassicaceae.